Puma concolor (puma) is the source of this 2091-nucleotide messenger RNA. It is a transcript of the gene NUAK1, whose product is annotated as NUAK family kinase 1. Gene Ontology annotation, cellular component: cytoplasm. NCBI's taxonomy places the organism in Eukaryota, Metazoa, Chordata, Mammalia, Carnivora, Felidae. The record is from RefSeq and is a predicted model, not a curated record. Gene Ontology annotation, biological process: protein phosphorylation; microtubule cytoskeleton organization; intracellular signal transduction. Gene Ontology annotation, molecular function: ATP binding; tau-protein kinase activity.
AUGAGUGAAGACAGCAGGAAUGCAGAAGGGAUGAACCCGAGAGCUGAGGAGGAAGGUGGAGAGCGGCUCACUGGUGGAAAAGUAAAGAACCACCAGGCGGCUGCGCCCGCGGCCGGGGACGGCCCAGACUUGCGGCCGGGGGCGCCGGGCUCUCCCCCGGAGGCGGUGGCGGGGGCAACCGCAGCCCCCGCGGUGGCGGCGGCCCCGGAGCCCAGGAAGCCGCACGGGGUGAAGCGGCAUCACCACAAGCACAACUUGAAGCACCGCUACGAACUGCAGGAGACCCUGGGCAAAGGCACCUACGGCAAAGUCAAGAGGGCCACCGAGAGGUUUUCGGGCCGAGUGGUUGCUAUAAAAUCCAUUCGUAAGGACAAAAUUAAGGAUGAACAAGACAUGGUUCACAUCAGACGAGAGAUUGAGAUCAUGUCAUCCCUCAACCAUCCUCAUAUCAUCAGUAUUUAUGAAGUGUUUGAGAACAAAGACAAGAUUGUGAUCAUCAUGGAGUACGCAAGCAAGGGGGAGCUGUACGAUUACAUCAGUGAGAGGAGACGCCUCAGCGAGAGGGAGACCAGACACUUCUUCCGCCAGAUCGUCUCCGCCGUGCACUAUUGUCACAAGAACGGUGUGGUCCACCGGGACUUAAAGCUGGAAAACAUACUGCUUGAUGACAACUGCAAUAUUAAGAUUGCUGACUUUGGGCUUUCUAACCUGUACCAGAAGGACAAGUUCUUGCAAACGUUUUGCGGGAGCCCGCUCUACGCUUCUCCUGAGAUUGUCAAUGGGAGACCUUACCGGGGGCCAGAGGUGGACAGCUGGGCCCUGGGCGUGUUGCUUUACACCCUCGUUUAUGGAACGAUGCCCUUCGAUGGCUUCGAUCACAAAAACCUCAUUCGGCAGAUCAGCAGUGGAGAGUACCGGGAGCCCACGCAGCCCUCAGACGCUCGAGGACUCAUUCGGUGGAUGCUGAUGGUGAACCCCGAUCGCCGGGCCACCAUUGAGGACAUCGCCAACCACUGGUGGGUGAACUGGGGCUACAAGAGCAGUGUCUGUGACUGUGAUGCACUGCACAACUCCGAGUCACCGCUCUUGGCUCGCAUUAUCGACUGGCAUCACCGUUCCACGGGGCUGCAGGCUGAGGCUGAAGCCAAAAUGAAGGGCCUGGCCAAACCCGGGGCCUCAGAAGUCAUGCUGGAGCGGCAGCGCUCACUGAAAAAGUCCAAGAAAGAGAAUGACUUUGCCCAGUCUGGCCAGGACUCGGUGCCCGAAAGCCCAUCCAAGCUGAGCUCUAAGAGGCCCAAAGGGAUCCUGAAGAAGCGGAGCAACAGUGAACAUCGCUCCCACAGCACGGGCUUCAUCGAAGGCGUGGUCAGCCCUGCCUUGCCCUCUGCUUUCAAGAUGGAGCAGGACUUGUGUCGGACUGGUGUGCCCCUCCCAAGCUCCCCUGAGGCAGAGGUGCCCGGUAAACUCAGCCCCAAGCAGUCGGCCACGAUGCCCAAGAAGGGCAUCUUGAAGAAGACCCAGCAGAGAGAAUCGGGGUACUAUUCGUCCCCAGAGCGCAGUGAAUCUUCCGAGCUGUUGGACAGUAACGAUGGGCUGGGCAGCAGCAUCCCAUCGCCCAGCCCCCCAGACCCAGCCAGGGGCACUUCCCACAGCCUCUCCUGCCGCAGGAAGGGCAUCUUGAAACACAGCAGCAAGUACUCAGCAGGGACUAUGGACCCGGCCCUCGUCAGCCCCGAAAUGCCCACACUGGAAUCCUUGCUGGAGCCCGGCGUCCCCGCCGAAGGCCUCUCCCGGAGCUACAGCCGGCCCUCCAGCGUCAUCAGUGACGACAGCGUCCUGUCCAGCGACUCCUUCGACUUGCUGGACUUGCAGGAGAAUCGCCCUGCCCGCCAGCGCAUCCGCAGCUGCGUCUCUGCUGAAAACUUCCUCCAGAUCCAGGACUUUGAGGGGCUCCAGAACCGGCCGCGGCCCCAGUACCUGAAGCGGUACCGGAACCGGCUGGGAGACAGCAGCUUCUCCCUCCUCGUGGACAUGGACGAUGUGACUCAGGUCUACAAGAAAGCGCUGGAGAUCUGCAACAAGCUUAACUAG